AUCCUGUCACGGAAAGGGCUAAGGACAAAACAAAGGGUCUGGUAUAAAUAAAGCUAAAGCAGCAAUUAGACCCAACAUAACAGGGGAAAGGGAGGCCUAACAAAAGAAUCACAACAAAACAGAAUCGAAAUAAAUUCUCUUUAGAGAAUCCAAACCAAGACUGAUUCAAUUAGACUGAGAAUUGACAAGGGAAAGUUUUAUACUAGGUACACGGGAAAUAAUUUCCAACCAACAAAGAGGGAAUAAGAUAAAAGAACAGUAGAAUAUCCUUAGCUAGUUCAUCUUUCCUUAUAUUCUUUUUUUCUUUCUUUUGGGUUGGCUGAUGCUUCCACAACCAUCCAUUUUCCACAUUUUUGGAUGGUUCCCCACAAGCACCCAUGUAGGUAGGUUUGAUACCAGAUUCCAAAAUUUGUUCACAUCAUCAAAACAGCAGAGAUUCUUUAGCAAGUUGGUACCUGUAAACCGUAUGUAUUUCCCUUCACUUUAAUGGAGCAAUGACGAUGGCAUGUUCCCCCACCUGGAAAUUUCACAUCAAGAGACACUUUUAUAAAGAAACAACUUUUGACUACCUGCCCAAAGAACAUGACACAUAACAGGCAGAGAAUCAAUUCCCUUUACCGUCAUGUAAUAAAACUAAAAAAGGGGAAAGGAAAAGGGAAACUGCUAACACCAUCUUUUCCCAUUUCCCUGGAGGUUAAAAUAGUGAAUCUUCUACCAUCAUGGAAACUUUAGCAGAAUUGAGAUUUGUGACCAUGAGCCUCUUACAGAAUCCCAUGCCACAGGAAUUUAAACCAAUGGUGGGAAUUCUUAAUGAACUUUCAGCAUUGUCCCCAUCAAUUUGCAUUAACCAUUUCCUAUCUGAUUUUUAAAAGUGCAAAUACCAAAGAAAACCCAAUUUUUAGUCGUCUACAAGUCAUCUUCAAGACAGUGUUAGCCAAGCUCUGGUCCUAAGGAGUAAAGAGAGAAAAGAAGGACAGAUGAAACAGUAGUUAUAAAGAAAUGCUACAUUGAUCACUACUAUUUUAAAACAAAAAGAUACUUGAAGGAGCAAGAUGAAACGUAAAAACAGUGAGACAUGAAUUCUUAGAAUAGUAAUCAUACUUCUACUUCGUCAAAGCUAUUGCAGUGACAAAGUACAAGAAUUUCACGGGUUUCCAAGGUUAACGUCUCACAAG
Rubroshorea leprosula is the source of this 1175-nucleotide messenger RNA. Lineage: Eukaryota; Viridiplantae; Streptophyta; Magnoliopsida; Malvales; Dipterocarpaceae. The record is from the annotation of a GenBank genome assembly.